Quercus robur (English oak) is the source of this 2433-nucleotide messenger RNA. Its product is annotated as protein NETWORKED 4A-like. Gene Ontology annotation, cellular component: vacuolar membrane. The coding region runs from base 341 to 2206 and encodes 621 amino acids. The transcript has 4 exons. NCBI's taxonomy places the organism in Eukaryota, Viridiplantae, Streptophyta, Magnoliopsida, Fagales, Fagaceae. Gene Ontology annotation, molecular function: actin binding. The record is from RefSeq and is a predicted model, not a curated record.
AAUAAAAAAAAGGAGAGAGCUUGACUUUGUUGAAUUCCAUUCUGAUUCCAUAUGAAAAAGCUAAAUUGAAAAGUUGUUUCCCACCUACACCUCUCUUGACUCUAUCUCUCUCUUAUGUACCAGUGUACAACUGCACAUUGAUAGAUAGAACUAUAAGGCCUCUUCUCUCUCUCUCUCUCUCUCUCUCUGUGCAAACUCAGACUUUUCUGGAGACUUUUGUGUAGAGCAAGGCCGCCUUCAGUUAGAUCCAUCACCCAGUUCUCUGAUAUAAAAAAAGCUCUAUAUUCUUCACUCUCUGAUUUCUUCUCUUCAAUCUCCACGACUUUCAAAAACUUAGCAGAUGGCUACGACAUUGGAACGAUCCCUUAAGCUUCCGAAGAGGACAGAAUCAAGACUGACUCGUUCAUGGUGGUGGGAUAGUCAUGUCAGUCCAAAAAAUUCAAAGUGGCUUGCAGAGAAUCUUGAGGAGAUGGACCAGAGCAUCAAAUGUAUGUUGAAGUUGAUUGAAGAGGAUGGAGACUCAUUUGCCAAAAAGGCUGAGAUGUAUUAUCAAAAGAGACCUGAAUUGAUUUCUCAUGUUGAGGAGAUUUACCGCAUUUACCGGUCACUAGCUGAGCGAUAUGAUCAUGUGACUGGAGAAUUGAGGAAGAAUAUUCCCUCAGAACUCCAAUCCCAGGGCUCAGUCAAUUCUGACAUUAGCUUUGACUUGUCCUAUAAUUCUGAUCAUAAGUUGGGUCGUCGUAGAUCUAGCCACCGAGCUGCUGGUUUUGAUUACUUCCUUGGCUCUAGUGGAAACGGCACUGAUAUCAGCCAGAAAGAAGGGGAUGAAACAUCUACAUUGACGGACUCUGAAGCAGAAUCUGAUGAUUCCUCGGUCAACAAUUACUCAGUUCUAUCAGGAAACGGUGGUGAUCAAAGGGUGAACAGGAAGACAAUUGAAUUGGAGAUUGAGCUCCGUGAAAUGAAAGAAAGGCUCCAAAUGCAACAUGAAGAGAAUGCCGAUGGUUCAUUGAGGGGAGCAAAAAUCGAAAAUCCUGAUGAUUUCAAUGCUAGAAUUGCACUGUAUGAGCAAGAGCUGAGGAUUGCAAAUGAAAAAAUACGCCUUUCAGAAGAAGAGAAAACUCGGCUGAAGAUUGAAAACCAAAGAUAUAAGUCACCGGAAUUCGGUAAUGAUAACCAGUCAGAGCUUGGAUCGUCAACACUGGAAGAUAUGAAGAUGCGGGAUGCUGAGCUGGACUUAGAAAUUAAUCGGACACCAGAUAUUCUAGAAAGGAUUGGUGAGUCAGAGUCAGACAUUUUGGACCAAGAUGGCAAGAUUAAAGCAUUGGUGGAUGAGCUGAGAAUCAACAGAGAAAGGCUUCAGGACUCGGAGAAGGAAAUUGCUAGUUUGAAGCUUGAACUUCAAUCCUCUGGAAACAUAUGCCAUUUGCAGGAGCAGCUUGAAUCGGCUAAAAAAGAAAUCACUUCCUGGAAAACAAAAUUCAACUCAGAGAAAAGAGAGGUCACCAAGCUGCAGGAAAGAAUUUCCAGGUUGAAAGCUAGUUUAUCAGACCGGGAUCGUGAGAUCAGGGAUUUGAAACAAGAAGUAUCUGAUGCUGAGCAGAAGAUUUUUCCUGAAAAAUCACAAUUAAAAACGGAAAUGUCUAAAGUGUUGGAGGAACGUGCUCGUUUGAAGGAGGAGGUCAGAGAUUGGGAAAGUCGUGCUCGUUUGCUAGAAGAUGAGAUCAGAAUGGCCAAGGCUGAAAAGAUGGAAAUGGAGGAAAGACUUACCGGUGAACUUGUGCAGUUGAGGGCAGAAAUUGAUGAGAGGGACGUUCGCAUAGAAAAUUUGAAUAAGAGCCUUGACACGUUAACAUCAGAAAGAGAUGAACUUAAUGCAAAUGUUCAGGCACUCAAAGCAGAGGUGAGUACUAGAGAUGACCGCAUUGACGAAAUGGAUGUGUAUUUGCAGCAAUUACAAGUGGAACAUGUGGAACUUAGGACUAAAAUGGACGGGGCUCGUAACUUGUUGGAGGAGCUGAGAUCAAGAGCAAAGGAACUUGAGGGGGAGAUUGAGAAGCAAAAAGCUGUGAUCUUGGAAGGAGCAGAGGAGAAACGAGAGGCUAUAAGGCAGCUAUGCUUUUCUCUCGAGCAUUAUAGGAAUGGAUAUCAUAUGCUUCGGGAGGCUUUUAUGGGGAACAAGCGAGUUCCAGUUCUGGCAUCAUAAUAACUUUACCUAUGUAAAAUACUAAACUUACAUAUAUUUCUUCUUCUAAGUCAUUUGUUUUUUUCCCAGAGUGAAUAAUUCAUUUUCUGGGUUUGGAAGUACCAACUCUUACUAUGGAGUGUGGACCAUGAUAUAUGGUUUUCAUGGUACAUCAGUGUGUAUAUAUAUAUGUUGUGCAUGUAAUGCAGGAGUUUCCUGUUUUUAGGGGCUGUCUGGUGACAUAGAAA